AUGUUAGCGGUGCGUAUUGUGGAAUAUAAACGAUGCGUACCGCUACGAGCUGCUCAUCGUAUUGUGGAAUAUAAACGAUGCGUACCGCUACGAGCAGCUCAUCGUAUUGUGGACAUGCACCGCAAUGCGUACCGCUACGAGCUGCUCAUCGUAUUGUGGACAUGCACCGAAAUGCGUACCGCUACGAGCUGCUCAUCGUAUCAGGGAAUAGAAACUCAUCCUUCAUCCAAAGAAAAUACGGAGAAGGGCGGAGUGGCGCAUACAAAAGGGGCUGAGGACGUGAUGGUGAAACAAAAUAAAUAAAAUUGUGGUACCACGGUAGCACCGCU
Molecule: messenger RNA, 329 nt
Organism: Vavraia culicis subsp. floridensis
Lineage: Eukaryota; Fungi; Microsporidia; Pleistophoridae
Exons: 1
Coding region: 1-303 (100 amino acids)
Source: RefSeq, a predicted model, not a curated record